GCCAAGCCGGGGGAAACAUCCGCACUUCUUCCUCGCUCUCUCAGCUGAAGCUUGGGAACAGAUGGAGACUCAGGAGAUUUUCCCAGUUCCAUCUCACAAAGGACAAAUCCCACGUAGCAUGUCUGAGCAAGAGCCCGUCCAAGUACAUCUCAAGAACAGGGAGACUCCAAGGUCAGGGCAACAAACCGUCUGAGAUUAUUAUACAUGGUCCACCUGAUUAUGAACGAGAUAUUCGGCAUCGUAUUUGCUUUGCUGGCAAACCGACGGUGGUAUGAAGGAAGAGCGGAAUUGGGCAUUGCUACAACUCUCAUUGGUCUUGUGGUUUUCAUUGUUCCCAUGGUGGUUUGGAUGCUGCUGCAACCCAUGAUUAAGAGAAACUACGCUGGUCUUGAGAACUACAUGGGGACUGCCGCCGUGGUGGUGGAUGUCUAUGUGGCCUUACUUAUGGUCAACAUACAGUAUAUCAUAACAGUUAUCAUCCCACUUAUGAUCUUUCUCUUCAUUGGCGCACUUGCCUGGAAAUCGAGUGAAACCGGGGCUUCUUGGUACGGCAGCAGCAAAGAGGUUCAUGACGGAGACGGAGUGAACAGAACGAGAGCUUGGAAGCAGGAGAAGAAUGAAGGGUGCAAGAACCUCAUUGAACUUUUCAGUUCAAAGAGUAGCAACGGCGACAAAUUGGCAUGCUUUGAAGUUACCAACUACCUUUUGCAGCUAUCACGGGUGACAUGGACUCAAUACAAGAGAGAGCAAGGUUGUACUCCUAUUCUGUCUGAUUUUCUUCUCUUCUUGGGUUCAGCGCUAGGUGCUCUUGGAGCGUUGCUAGCAUCACCGCUGGCUGGAUUUGAUUCUCGUGCAGUAUCAAUACAGGUGCUGCCAGUGCUGCACAAGACCUGUACCGUGUUGCUCUUGGUAGCAGUUCACACACUGGCUGCGGAAUGGCUAGGGGAGGACAUGAUCUUUGUUUGCUUACCAGAGCUUAUUGCAGUGCUUGUAUGGUUCAGUGUUUGUUUUGGCCAGGCAAUGAGCGUCAGCAGUUCCGUGUCGCUGAAAUCGCAAGUCAUUAUCGGCUCAGUUGUGGCUAUGCUAGUAUACCUGACCUCCUGGCAAGCAAAUGACAGGAAUAUGCAUGUGUCCUGUGUCAUAUGGGUGAUUUGGAUUUCUCUCUCUUCAUCAGCAUUAUCUGGGUUCCAUGCUUGGUUGCUGCUUGGCUGGCCUGGAAGCACCUCAAACUCAGAGUCGGACAAACUAAUCCAUCUGCUCAAAGUUGCCUCGACAGUUGGCUCUAGUGCAGCAGUCAUAUUGUGCGUCUCUCUGGUGUUUACUGAUCCAAGUAUUUUGCAUGAGUCGGUAUCUUCCUUUGAGCACAAAACCAUCACUACAGUACUAUCAGUUUUGUGCACAUAUUUGUUGUACUCCCUCCAUCCCAUAAUAAAUGUCUUAACUUUGUGCUAGCUCUAGUACAAAGUUGUACUAAGCUUGAGACAGUUAUUUUGGGACGGAGGGAGUAUAUGUUAAGCUAAUGAUGUCCACGUCCUAUGUCUUGACUUAGUGGUAGCGAUAUUGUAGCCAUUACUGCACGACUUGUGCACACGAUGUAUUGCAACCGCUGUUAAUCAGCCUAUAUGUAUUACUGUCGCCCAA
Molecule: messenger RNA, 1641 nt
Organism: Triticum aestivum (bread wheat)
Lineage: Eukaryota; Viridiplantae; Streptophyta; Magnoliopsida; Poales; Poaceae
Exons: 3
Coding region: 205-1452 (415 amino acids)
Source: RefSeq, a predicted model, not a curated record